This is a messenger RNA of Pomacea canaliculata, 1898 nucleotides long. RefSeq names its product anti-sigma-I factor RsgI6-like. The record is from RefSeq and is a predicted model, not a curated record. Lineage: Eukaryota; Metazoa; Mollusca; Gastropoda; Architaenioglossa; Ampullariidae. Gene Ontology annotation, biological process: carbohydrate metabolic process. Gene Ontology annotation, molecular function: hydrolase activity, hydrolyzing O-glycosyl compounds.
AUCAUUUUGUGUCAGAAUGUUCAUGUCUAGUCUCUGAUCUUUUUUUUAAAGGAAAGAAAUAUUUUAAAAGGUUUUUGCUUAAUUAUAAGGUUUCUUGGGAAUGGUAUUUAAGUAAGAAAAAGAUUGCAUGUUUAGCAGUUACACUAGUCAUUGUUGUAAAGGUUGAAGGUUGCUUUGUCCAUAAUGCAAACGUUGAUUGCAUGGGUGGUUUGCGCACUGGUAGCCAGUGUGGUGAGCCAAGAGGUUCUACAGAAUGGAGGGUUCGAAUCUCUCGACCACUGGGACUGCUGUAGUCCUGUUCAGUGCAAAAUCGUGACUGUCAGCCAUUCUGGUGCUGGUGCUAUGGAGGUACAAAACAGAAAGAAAUACUGGCAAGGGCCGUCACAAUAUAUCAACGUGACACGAGGGACUGGCUACGAGGUGAGCGCCCACAUCAAACUACAGAAUGACCGGGGUAUCGGACACAGAGUUGAGCUGCAGGUGGAGUUUGAGAUGACAGACGGAACUCACGAGUACAAGAGAGCAGCUAGCCAAGAGGAAACUAGAGUUAAAGACGGAUGGGUUCAUCUGAUCGGCUUGUUUUAUGUUCCAAAUAAAGAUGUCAGGCUGACCAGAAUCCACUAUCAAGGACCAGAGGAGGGCAUCAGUUUUGUCGUCGACGACGCUUCAGUCAAGCGCAUGCCCGCGGGUGCUGCUGCUGCUGAUGUGAGCAGCGAGAUCGACAGACUGAGAAGAAGCAACAUAGUCGUUACAGCUGGUGGUAACAACCACGGUGAAGUAAACAUACGGGUGGUACAAAAGAAGAAGUCGUUCCCGUUCGGAACCGCUGUGGCCGCCUGGGCCUACAACAAUGAUUCCAAGACAAAAUACCGGGAUUUCAUCCACCAGCACUACAACUGGGCGGUGCCAGAAAACGAACUCAAGUGGCGCACCAUCGAACCUACCAGGGGACAUAAGAAUUAUCAGCCUGCCCUGAACAUGAUUCACGGACUGAAAAGUCACGGGAUUAAGGUGAGAGGUCACAACCUGGUGUGGUCUGUCAACUCAACGGUGCAGAGCUGGAUCAAGGCUCUUCAUGGGGAUGAGCUGCGAAAGGUUGUCCAUGACCACAUUGUGGAAACCGUCAACACAUUUAAGGGCUUAGUGGAGCACUGGGACGUGAACAACGAGAACCUGCAUGGCCAGUGGUACCAGCAACAACUGAAUGACCCGAACUACAACCUGGAACUGUUCCGUAUCGCACACGCCGCCGACCCCAACGUCAAACUCUUCCUCAACGACUACAACGUUGUGGCUUACGGUGCCGCAACCAAUGCCUAUCUUCAGCAAGGUCAACAGUUUAAGGCCGCUAAUGUGAGUCUUUACGGUUUGGGUGCCCAGUGCCACUUUGCCGAUGAAGCUAACCCAAACGUCGCUGGGAUGAAGCAACAUCUGGAUACUUUAGCUCAAGUGGGGUUGCCCAUCUGGGCCACCGAGUUGGGUGUAGCUACGGACGAGAACAAACGAGCGGACUUCUACGAGCACGCGCUGACAGCCCUGUACAGCCAUCAUGCCGUGGAGGGCAUCCUCAUGUGGGGCUUCUGGGACAAGGCCCACUGGCGGCAUGAAAGAGCUGCUCUUGUUGUCGGAGACAACCUGCAGCUGACGGCGGCCGGACGUCGCGUGCUGGAGCUCUAUGAGCACAGGUGGAUGACGGACGAGACGCACAACCUGGCAGCGGGCACCCAGUUCACAGUACGCGGUUUCCAUGGCGACUACGAGGUGCACGUGAUCUACCAAGGUCAGGAGCGCACCAACCUGAAGCAGACGUUCACGUUGGGCAACGCAGCCCACACCGUCAACAUCAACAUUAGCUAGAGCGACACUCGUGGGCAAUAAAGUUGAACUUAAUCUGUGGA